Messenger RNA from Oncorhynchus keta (chum salmon), 5728 nucleotides. Its product is annotated as claudin-20-like. Gene Ontology annotation, molecular function: structural molecule activity. NCBI's taxonomy places the organism in Eukaryota, Metazoa, Chordata, Actinopteri, Salmoniformes, Salmonidae. Gene Ontology annotation, cellular component: plasma membrane; bicellular tight junction. The coding region runs from base 816 to 1592 and encodes 258 amino acids. Gene Ontology annotation, biological process: bicellular tight junction assembly; cell adhesion. The record is from RefSeq and is a predicted model, not a curated record. The transcript is spliced from 3 exons.
AGCAGGCAGGGUUGGCCCAGCACACAGAUCUUCCAAGGGGAGCGCUGGGCCAGUGGGAAUCCUGGCUGUGGUUCCCCUCUCUAGCCGCCUCCCUCCCAAUCCUCAUGUCAUAGCUAAGCUGAUAUGACAAACUGUUGAAGUAAUUGUUCCAGACUCUGCAGUGCCUAGUCCUACUCCCCCUCAAACUCCUCCUCUUCCUCACUUGCUCUAUGCCUGUCUGAGCGUAAUAAAGGGAUUGAAUUCAGACUCGCAACACUUCUUUUGGUGGAUCUGUGAAUGUGCCGUAGGAAAGCAAAGCUUCCUCCCUCUCUCUUACAUGAGGCUUCCAGGGGGGUCUAAUGCAGAUCGGGAGCCAGACAUGAAGCACAGCCAGCCUGAGGAGUGGAGCUAUAGACCAAUGACACGGCAGCGAGACACUGGCCAACAGAGCGGAGCGCUUUAGCCUACCUGCUUUCACCUGGUCAUAUCCUUAUUUCUCUGGUGUGAGCGCCGCUCAAGGGGACCACUGACUGACCUACCUACUCUGGGGACCAGCACGGCUCACUUCUCUGUCCACGGGGAGGGGAGAGGAGGUGCAGCCUGAUACAACCGAGGACACCACGACAGUGCCAGAAGGAUACAGUCUGGACACAUACAGAUAUUUACACAGAAAUCAUUGCGAACAACCUGACGCGUCAAAAAGGAGCUCUGCACCAGCCGAGUCCAUUGGAGCCGGCACUGAGGAACUGAGUCGUCGGCUGCUGCCAGCUCUAGCACCAGAAUCCUCUACAGCCGUCUGGGGUGAGGAGCCGAGGUGCCUGGCUGGGGCUGGGUGGAUGCUAACUGGAGGAGUAGGGGGCCACGGCAGAAGGAGGAGAAUGGCAUCCACAGGCAUGCAGAUCUUUGCCUUCGUCCUGGCGCUGCUGGGCAUCAUGGGGGCCAUGAUGGCUACGCUGCUGCCCAAUUGGAAGGUGAGCGCCGAUGUAGGCUCCAACAUCAUCACGGCCAUCUCCCAGAUGCAGGGGCUGUGGAUGGACUGCACCUGGUACAGCACCGGCAUGUUCAGCUGCACCUUGAAGUACUCCGUGCUGUCGCUGCCCGCCUACCUGCAGACUGCCCGCACCACCAUGGUGCUGUCCUGUGUGAUGGCUGCCAUGGGCUUGUGCCUGGCAUCCCUGGGGCUCAAAUGUACUCGCUGGGGGGGCGGCCGGCGCGCCGCCAAGAGGCACGCGGCCAUCGCCAGCGGGGGCUGCUUCAUCGCUGCCGGCUUCCUGUGCCUGGUGCCUGCUUCCUGGUUCACCAAAGAGGUCAUCACUAACUUCCUGGACCGCAGCGUGCACGAGAGCAAUAAGUUUGAGCCCGGGGGCGCCGUGUACGUGGCCUUCCUGUCGGCAGGCUUCCUCUUUGUGGGGGGAUCCAUCUUCUGCGUGUCGUGCUCGGGGAAGAGGCCCGGCCACCAGGACAUGAUCUUGCUGCCGCCCCCUGAUAAACUCUUACUGCAGCAGCAACAGCACCUCCUACAGCAACAGCAGCAGGACCAGCUCCAGCACCAGUACUGCUCCCUCUCCCCACUAGACAAUAAAACAGGCUACAGUCUGCAGGACUAUGUGUAGGCUAAAGCAACACUGCACACCAUGCGCUACUGUUAGGCAGUUUGGGAAAACCGCUGCGUCUUACAUGUAGUUAACCAACCAACCAAGCUCUUAAAGAGGAGGAGAGAGAGGAGGGGGAAGGACUUUGAGGGUGGGUUUUUUCUUCCCCCCCAUUGUAGCUCUCUCUCUCUCCCCUCUUUCUUUGCUUUCUGUUCUAUGAGCACAAGCAGUGGAGGUAUUCCCUGAGCAGCUCCUUGGAACAGACAGACGGAUGGUGAAUGUGAAAUGCAGCGCAGCCGGAGGACGAAGGAAGGCGCUGCAGAAUGGGAGGGGAGCCACAGCUGAACAAAUGCAGAUACCCCAGCGAUCAUCAGUAAAUCACACGAGUUCCCGGGGGAAUGGGUUAGCUGAUAGCAAGCCUCCUGUUCCUUUCCUUUUCCUCGCCAAAGGUUUGAAUUGAUAAGCAUUCAUUUAGUUUGCUAAGUCGUCAAUAUUGAUAUUAUUGUCUCAAAGAGGCAAUAACAGUACGUGGAAUUCCCUUUUCAUUAGCCAGACAUUGUAGUUUUCAACCAUCCACAAGAUAUGGUAGUUGUUGGAACUGAUUUAAUAAAUUGUCUUAUUUUUGGUAGCGAAUAGACAUUGAUAUUUUGCCUAAGCAUGCUGUCUGGAGCCUGUCUGUGUAUAAUGCAGAGGAAUGCCUGCCUGGUAGAGAAUGAGACGUAUGUAGUGUAACCAAACACAAUGCCUGUGCCUAAAAAGACGUAGUACAUUAUCCUUCCCGGGGAAAUUGUUCAAAAGAGGACUGUCAGGAUGAGUAAGUAGGGUGCUGGGCUAUGGAACAGAACUGCAGACAAACCCACCCCUGGAUCUCACCCUGCAGGUGCAGGGAGCAAGAGAGAGAGAGAGCCUCCCCCUCCAGCAGAGUGGAAAGUCUGACAUGUUUGUUGCUUACCCAUUUAGCUCCCAAAACAAGCUGCCUUCUUGGGCUAGGCUACACGCUACUGAUUUCAUGCAUUAGGCAUACAAAAUGAACACACCCCCCCACAUACAUACAGUUCACACCCACAUAGAGUACAAACACCCACACACAGAUACAAAACCCCACACAUACACACAGAUACAGAAACCCAAACACAUGCUCAGAAACACACACUGUACCUUUUUGACACACUGGGCUGCAUGUGCUUUUCAUCCUGCUGUCUGCCUCCUCACUGCCAUGGAAACGGAAUCCUGUGCCCUAAUGUCUUCAUUGUCUGGGGUGUGUUUGUGUCAACCAGUGCUUUGAGGUUGGGUAGGGGGGCAUCUCUCUCUCUCUCUGCAUGGCCCCAUAAACCUUGUGCAGAACCCCAACACACACAGAGCUGCUCCUCUAAUCCCCUUUAUUAGCCCAGUGACAUGAGGCACCAAGCCACUGUUACACCCAGGUCUGUCUGGGAACUGCUCUCUUUUUGUUGUCCUUCCUUAGUGUCUUUCAUGUGCAAUUAGAGUUGAUGGGGAAAAUGGCUGUGUUUUGACAAAUCUGGCUGAUUAUUGGAAUUGUAUGAUGGCAUAGAGAGAGGCUUUGAACGGUCAUGGUUGACUGCAGUGGUGUGGCAGAUUUUCCUCCAAAUCCAGAAAUGGUUUGAGUCAUUCCUCCACAUGUGACUUGUUUACCAAGUCUGUCAGCAGUGCAUAUGCUACCAUGUAAUACCUGCAGGAGACCCUGCAGCUGAAGUUCAAGGACGUUCUGUGCCAUUCUGUUCUUUCCUUCCUGUCAAUCUCUCUUUUACCACUUCUCUCUACCUAUAUCCCCCUUUUACCGAAGUCGCUUGGACUUUCUCUUUGACUGACAGGGAACACUUUUGCAUGUUGAGAGCAUGCUGGCCAACACACACACUGACACACCACCCCUGCUGCCUACUCAUAUGUCAAGGGUGCUAUUGUACAUUAACACAGUCACAUUCUCAUGUGUGUCUAACACGGCUGAGAGGAGAGGGAGGUAGGUUGUCUCCGGCCUGAAAUGGCUGCCCUGGUGACAGGCCCCGGCAGUGGCCCUCUCAUUCUCUCACACAUUGUUUCCUAUGGGGAGAGCAGAUGGCUAAGCCCAGCUCGCCACCUUCAGGCGGCUGCCUGCACAACGGGGGCAUCGCCACAGGCAUCACUUUAGGGCCUGGAAGCCCGGAAGGGGCAGGUUUCACACCCCAAGCAACAUGCCAGGGAUAGAGCAGAGGGGACCGGACGGGCAUCCGUACAAUAACACACUUCCCCAACCCCUGCCAGGCCUUACGAAUGCAAUAAAUGAAGACAAGAAUGUGAAUGUGCCCUCGUUAACAAACUGAAAACAUACACCACAUAGAGUGCCUAUCAAAAGUUGACACACCUACUUAUUCUGGGGCUUUUCUUUAUUUUUACAAUUUUCUACAUUGUAGAAUAUGAGUUAAGACAUCAAAACUAUGAAAUAACACAUAUGGAAUCAUGUAGUAACCACGAAAAGUGUAACAAAUCAAAAUAUAUUUUAUAUUUGAGAUUCUUUAAAGUAGCCACCCUUUGCCUUGAUGAGAGCUUUGCACACUCUUGGCAUUCUCUCAACCAGCUUCAUGAGGAAUGCUUUUCCAACAGUCUUGAAGGAGUUCCCACGUAUGCUGAGCACUUGUUGGCUGCUUUUCCUUAACUCUGUGGUCCAAUUCAUCCCAAACCAUCUCAAUUGGGUUGAGGUUGGGUGAUUGUGGAGGCCAGGUCAUCUGAUACAGUACAUUCACUCUCCUUGGACAAAUAGCCCUUACACAGCCUGGAGGUGUGUUUUGGGUCAUUGUCCUGUUAAAAAACAAAUGAUAGCAGGACUAAGUGCAAAUCAGAUGGUAAGGUGUAUCGCUGCAGAAUGCUAUGGUAGCCAUGCUGGUUAAGUGUGCCUUGAUUUCUAAAUAAAUUACAGACAGUGUCACCAGCAAAGCACCCCACACCAUCACUCCUCCAUGCUUCACGGUGGGAACCACACACGCGGAGAUCAUCCGCGUCUCACAAAGACACGGCAGUUGUAACCAAAAAUCUCAAAUUUGACUCAUCAGACCAAAGGACAUAUGUCCAUUGCUUGUGUUUCUUGGCCCAAGCAAGUGUAUUCUUCUUAUUGGUGUCCUUUAGUAAUAGUUUCAAAUCAAGUCUCCUCUGAACAGUUUAUGUUGAGAUGUGUCUGUUACUUGAACUCUGAAGCAUUUAUUUGGGCUGCAAUUUCUGAGGCUGGUAACUCUAAAUGUUUUAUUUACUUUACCUUAAUUUAACUAGGCAAGUCAGUUAACAACAAAUUCUUAUUUUCAAUGACGUGGGUUAACUGCCUUGUUCAGGGGCAGAAAGACAGAUUUUUACCUUGUCAGCUCGGGGAUUCGAUCAUGCAACCUUUCAGUUACAAGUCCAAAGCUCUAACCACUAGGCUACCUGCCGCCCCUAAUGAACUUAUCCUCUGCAGCAGAGGUAACUCUGGGUCUUCUUUUCCUGUGGCGGUCCUCAUGAGAGCCAGUUAUCGUAGCGCUUGAUGUUUUUUGCGACUGCACUUGGAAGAAACCUUCAAAGUUCUUGACAUUUUAUGUAUUGACUGACCUUCAUGUAAUGAUGACUUUCAUUUCGCUUUGCUUAUUUGAGCUGUUCUUGCCAAAAUAUGGACUUGGUCUUUUACCAAAUAGGGCUAUCUUCUGUAUACCAACCCUACCUUGUCACAACAACUGACUGGCUCAAAUGCAUUAAGAAGAAAUUCCACAAAUGAACUUUUAAUAAGCCACGCCUGUUAAUUGAAAUGCAUUCCAGGCGACUACCUCAUGAAGCUGGUUGAGAGAAUGCCAAGCGUGUGCAAAGCUGUCAUCAAGGUAAAGGGUGGCUACUUUGAAUCAUUUGUUUAACACUUUUCUGGUUACUACAUGAUUCCAUGUGUUAUUUCAUAGUUUUGAAGAAAAUAGUACAAAUAAAGAAAAACCAUUGAAUGAGUAGGUGUCCAAACUUUUGACUGGUACUGUAUGUGUUUGAGAAAGUGCCAAAUCGACUCAUGUCAAGUUUGAUCCAGUGUUGUACUUCAUGCGGUUUACUUUUUAUUGUACGUGUUUGUAUAUAAAUUAUAUAUUCGCAAAUGUUUUAUGGAUUCAUUGUUUGUUGUGCAAGACUAAGUUGAGUAAACUAGGCAAUCGUUUACAGUA